UGGUGCUCCUGAACGCACCGCCCAGAGGAACCCUGGGAAAUCAAAGAUGGCGGGACGUUCAAACUCUGAGCUGACAGGCGGAUUUAAUAACUCUGUGAUUUAUAAAUAUUAAACUGAGCUCAGAGUUUAAACUCGGAGGGUCUCUACGGGAACAUUAACCGGUAUUUAAGCGACGGGAUGAACCGCGGGAACCACGACCCUCCUUCCGGUCUGACGUCACAGGCGGCGGCAACACCGAAACCCAACCGGCUGAGGAGAAGUUACCGACAGACCCAGAGGACCCAGACCCAGAGGACCCAGACCCCGGGGGAGACCACCGAGCCUCCCAGGACCCAGCAGUCCGAAUUUAAGACCCCCACCAGGAUCCCGAGGUCCAGAGCAGGCGGAGGUUUCAGCGGGGAGUCUCCACAGAACGACUCCGACUUCCAGCAGGACAUCAUCUGGGACGCCACCUCCCCGUCUCCAAACAGACCCGGUAAAAGAGGAAAGAAGCCCGCUGGGAUCGUGAACAUCUCUGAGAUCGUCAGCCGGAUCGCCCCGAAGCAUGGCAGACCCAAGGUGGCAGAGCCGGUCUUACAGCAGUGGAUCGGAGACACCAUUCCCUGUACGCCGGACGGUCAAGUUCCCAAACCCAAGAAGAAAUCCCCGAGACCGAACGGCGUGGACGACUUGCUGAAGCUGGCCCAACAGUUUGACUUGAACAUGUUCCGUCGGGACGAGGAGGAGGUGGAGGAGCAGCAGCAGCAGAGUCUGGAGCUGCUGUCGGAGGACAUCUUGGAUUUUGAGAGCGGGGAUCAAAGCGACUUCCUGCCGCCGCUUCAACCCGCUGUGAACGCCGCGGGGGAGACGGUCAGACACGACCAGCCGGAUCUACAGAUGGACGACGAUCUGGACUUCCUGUUUGACGGCCCGACGCAGCCUGUGAGCGGGAACUUCAGUCAGGUGUCACAAGUCAAACUUCCUCUCAGUGCGUCCGCCGCAGAGGCUUCUGGGAAGGCGUCCGCGUCCUCGCACGCCGCCGCUGCUCCGAUGACGAACGCUAAAGCUGCUCCUGCUAACGAUGCGUUCGAGGACGACUGGGAAAACGACGAUUUGCUGAAUGACUCGUUGGUUUUAGAGAUGACACAGAAUCCUCUGCUGGCUGCUCCAAAGCACUGCUCCACCCAGAAACCCCCCCCUGAAAAACCAGACCAGAACCCCCGGAGUGCCCCCGUCAGCUUUGGAUCCAAGAAGGUGGGAAAGGAACACGUGAGGCAGAGAGAGACCUUCAGACUGGACUCUAAUCCUCGUUUCUCUGCCUCAAGAAGCCAGACAGACUCCUGGACUGACUCUAAGGUGGGUCACAGUUUAAGAACAGCAGGUACAGACCCCCAGCAGGCCCCACCUGGUGCUUCAGGAAGACCAGGAUCUCAGUACAGCUGGCAGAAAUCCAACACAGGGAAGUCAGAUCCUCAGAGACCAGGAUCAGAUCAGAGGACUUCAGCAGCACAAAGCUUCCCACAGAGACCUGCAGGGGUCUCAUCCCACAGCGAGGCGGACACACUUUCAGACCUGCUGGAUGAGGACCUGAACUCCUUCUUCUCGUCCGACCCGGUCUGGGACGACCCGGCCGACGACGACCUGCUGUGUGAGAUGUGCGAGGACGUGGAGAACCAGAUCCAGAGCGCCCACAACGUUUCCAUCAAACAGACUCCUCCCACGUGGACUCAGAGGGCGGCUCUGCAGCCCGCCAUCCGGACCUGGGACAACCAGACCCAACAGCCGGCCAAUCAGAAACCUUUUCCUAACCGGACUCCUCCCUCUGCAGCCGGGGGGUCUUAUUCCAUGAAAACAGACUCUUUCAGAAACACACAAACCAGGAACACUUCAGGGUCCACGAGCAGCAGGGUCCAGACUGCCCCGCUAGGGAACCUGCAGAAGGACCAGUUCACCUUUAAGAAGCCCAACAGCUCGGUUUCUACAGGGACCAGGACAGACCCGGGUAAAUGUUCAGCCGCAGAGAUCGAGCUGAAGAAGAAGCAGGCGAUGGAGAGACGACGACAGAGACUACAAGUCGCCCAGAACCUCCGAGCUCCGACCUGACGGAGGAGUCCACGUUCAGAAACUACGGACCUGAAAGGAGAAGGACUUCCUGACCCCCCUGUGAGGACGCCUUUAGGACAGGGAUGUGAAGUAUUUACGUGUUCCUGUGAUCCUGUGAUCGUUUGUUACAUGAUGAUACGUUUCAGAGGAACGACUGAGAAUCGUUUUACUUUAAAAGAAACUACAGACGACUAAGUGACCGCAAAUCAAGCUGGACUAGUUCUUCCCCCUGUGUGCAGGAUUUAUGCUAAGCUAGGCUAACCCCAUCCCCUAAAUGACGGACUGUCCCUUUAAGAGACUGAAUCUCUGAGAACUGAUCUGAGUCGUUCUCGUGCACUUUAACGUGUUUCUACGUGUUUUAUCAAUAAAGUUUUUACUGUUGACGUCA
Molecule: messenger RNA, 2470 nt
Organism: Notolabrus celidotus (New Zealand spotty)
Lineage: Eukaryota; Metazoa; Chordata; Actinopteri; Labriformes; Labridae
Product: ewing's tumor-associated antigen 1 homolog
Exons: 6
Coding region: 178-2082 (634 amino acids)
Source: RefSeq, a predicted model, not a curated record